Molecule: messenger RNA, 2937 nt
Organism: Saccoglossus kowalevskii
Lineage: Eukaryota; Metazoa; Hemichordata; Enteropneusta; Harrimaniidae
Product: calcium-activated chloride channel regulator 1
Source: RefSeq, a predicted model, not a curated record
AUGUGGACUUGUGCCGUCAUCCGAAUCACAGUAUUAUCAGUAUGUGUGAGUAUGUGGAUUGGAGGUCGAACGUCCGCCGAGAGGGCAACUAUUUCAGCGCAAGCAAACGAAUACAAGGGGCUUGUCAUCGCGAUACAUAACAGUAUACAGGAAGACGAUCGACUAAUCGAGAGAAUUAAGACCGUCUUUACGACAGGUUCAGAAUACUUAUUUAAUGCUCUGCAGAGAAGAAUCUUUUGGAAACAAAUCACAAUACUCAUCCCAAAGACAUGGUCGGUAAAACCUGAGUACAUGGCAGCGAAAGAUGAAUCCUUCGAAAGAGCGCAUGUUAUUAUUGACAAUCCCAACCCCGAUUGGGGAAACAACCCGUACACUCAACAGAUAGGUGGGUGCGGUAAGAAAGGAGAAUACAUUCAUUUGACUCCAGACUAUCUGUUGGAUAAGGACACAAGUGAAUACAUUUGGGGACCAGCAGGUCGUUUAUUGGUUCAUGAGUGGGGUCAUCUGAGAUACGGACUAUUUGACGAAUAUUUCACAUCGUACGAGGACCCCGGUGUCAAGCCUUUCUAUCUGGAUAGGAGAGAGCGAUUGCAGGGAACAAGGUGUUCCCUGGAAAUCACCGGGAUCAACCGAAAUGGGAGAUCGUUUGCCCAAUGUACGAUUAAUAGAAGGACAGGUCUCCCCGAAGAAGAAUGUCUCUUUUUCCCCGACCUCGAGGGUCAGAAAGCAACAGCUUCUGUCAUGUUUGCUCAAUACUUGGACCCGGUCACAUCGUGGUGUCACAAUAACACGGACGAUCCAAGCGGCCUCCACAACAGAGAAGCUCCAAACAGGCAUAACAGUAUGUGCAACGGAAGGAGUACUUUUGAAGUGAUCCUGGAAUCUAAUGACUUUACAGGCAAGAAGAAUCUGCCCUUACCACCCGAAGACAAUGUCAACACUGUACCUUAUUUUAGACUUGUUCAGCGUCGGGAGAGAAGAGUGGUCUUGGUCUUAGAUGUAUCAGGAAGUAUGGAGGGCAAGCCAUUGACACAGCUGUUGCAAGUAUGCACUAACUACAUACGUAACACAAUUGACGAUGGUAGUUAUCUUGGGGUAGUGAAGUUUGAAGGCAUUGCUGAAACUCUAGUGGAUCUCAUGCUUAUUGACGGGCCACAAAUCCGUGAAACUAUAAUAGCCAAUUUACCGACAUAUGCUGGUGGUCGUACAAGCAUAGGUGGGGGUGUCUUGAAAGGAAUUGAGGUGUUGUCAAAUUUCGGAAACGAAGAUACCACUGGUGGCUAUAUUAUACUCGUGUCUGACGGCGAAGAGACCAGCGAACCAAUCAUCGACGAUAUCUGGGGCGAUAUUGAGUUGGCUGGAGUUGUUAUUGACACAGUGGCCUUUAGUGACAAAGCAGACAAAAAGCUAGAAUCUCUGGCAACCAAGACGGGCGGAUUGUCAUUUUUCUUCUCCGGCAACGAUGAUACUACCGCCCUGUACGAUGCGUUCACAAGCACAAUCACAAAAAGACCAGGGGAGUCAAGUAACAAUUUGCCUAUCCAGCUCUACAGUGGUGUCGUAAAGAUUCCGUCUAAAGCCGCCAAAACCGAUUCAGUCUCCUUGGACUCGGCUCUUGGUAAAAUGACCCUGUUCUCGUUCACCUGGACCACAAAUGAAGUAAGCGUAAUAAUGACGUCACCGGAUGGCAUCGAAAUAAGUAUUAAUGACGUUGACAUCUAUAAGGUAGACAGAGCUUUGAAAAUGAUUUCAAUAAAGAUUCCAGAAAUAGCACAGAGUGGUAAAUGGACAUAUGUCAUUAGUAACAUCCACCGGUCGGACGAAGUCGUCAAUGUCGGCGUGAAAUCGGAGCGCAAAAGUAUGGAUGUUGAACCGAUACUGUUGAGAUCACAGCUUGAUUCUACACUUGUUGACUACAGUCAGGGACGUGCCCCAGUGAUUAUUUACGCAGAGGUCACCAGAGGUUAUCAUGCCGUUGUGAAUGCUUCAAUUAUUGCCUUUGUCGACAACACAGAGGGCUAUACGGAACAGCUUCGUCUGCUAGACAACGGGGCAGGAUCGGAUAUCACAAAAAAUGACGGCAUUUACUCAUCGUAUUAUUUUAACUUCACCAGUGAUGGGCGGUAUGGUGUCCAGAUUAAAGUAGAUAACUCCGAAGGGUCUGCUAAGUUAAGAACGCGCGUCAAUGGCCGUAGCAGAGCUUUCCCCCGUGGAGUUAGUACUGAUGGUAGGAUUUCAGAACCAACGUAUGAGGACGCGGAACAGUUUAAUCGAGCGAACAGUGCGGGUACAUUCGAGGUUACUGGGUAUUACACGGACCCGAACGCACCAUUAGAUGUAUUCGCUCCGUCAAGGAUAAUAGAUUUAGAAGUUGUGUCGACCUCACAUGAACACCGGACUGUUGUACUGCAGUGGACUGCGACAGGCAACAAUUUUGACCAAGGAACAGCGGCUGAGUACGAUCUACGAGUCAGUGAGGAUAUCAACGUUUUGUACGAUGACCUUGAAACAGCCUAUAAACUUGAGAAUGAUGAUGUGACUGUCGGGGAUCUCACGGCACCAUUGGCUGCUGGGUUAAUACAACGCAUAACAGUUAAGAUUCCAUCCACCGUGGAUAAGACUGCCAUCAAAAUAUCUUUUUCGAUCAGAGCGUUAGAUAACGCUGGCAAUCGUGGUGACCCGUCCAACGUUGCUACUGCUACAUUGUACGCCCCGGGCGCUGACGCCGUAGUAAUUAUAGUAGUGGUUUUUGUCGUACUCGUUUUCUUAAUAUUGCUGGUCAUUGCAGUAUGUGUGGGGAUUGUAUUAUACAGGAAGAAGCAGACAAAGGCGAAGACAUCCACGGCUGAACGAGCAACAUUCACUACCAAGGCAACAACAGCAACAGUAGUUGUGAAGAAAAACACUCCUAAAGGCGGAUUAAAAGUGAUGGUAUAA